AUGCUAUACAGUUUCUCUUUCUUGGUUGUGGCUAUGACCUGUGCCACCACUGCCACCAGUGCUACCUCUGCCUCCCCUUUCACCUGGCCCCCUACGCAAGGAUCCAUGUCCGAUUUCGAGUACAACUUACGCUACGGGUGCGAUUUUAUGACAUGGUGCGGAGGCUUCGAUGGCGGAUGCGAAGCCGAGUGCCAGCGUCAAGGGAAACAAGGCUGGACUUGCACGAGUCCCAAUUGCGAGUGUCUUUGCGAAUAG
Colletotrichum costaricense is the source of this 255-nucleotide messenger RNA. RefSeq lists its product as uncharacterized. The transcript is spliced from 2 exons. The coding region runs from base 1 to 255 and encodes 84 amino acids. The record is from RefSeq and is a predicted model, not a curated record. Lineage: Eukaryota; Fungi; Ascomycota; Sordariomycetes; Glomerellales; Glomerellaceae.